GGCACAGUGGAUUUUACGAAAUUUUUUCUUUUGCAAUAUUUAUUAAUUGGUUGAAUUUGUUGGUCGCUGGUUGUUCGUGGGUUGACUAACGGUUAAAUAAUUUGAAAGUUCCGGGAUUUUCGAGCGAAAAUAGCCCGAAAUGGCUAGAAAAUGGACUUAGCCGAAGCCGUCGACGACCUGAUUUGCACCCUGGACGGACCUGGAGACACCACCAUGGACACUUUAGCGAUGCUACUUUUCGGCUGGAUUUUGGCCGCCCUUUUCUUCCUAUGGCUCAUCAAAAUCGUCUACGAACGUUUCUACAAAAGUCAAAAGCCAGCAGCUCCGAGUCCCGAUGUGUUGGAUACUGGAAAUAACGUUAAAAAAGCGCCGGUGAUUGUGCCCAAAGUCGCGGGGUUCGUGCCGCCGACGCCGCCAGUGCGUCGCCGUUUGACGCGGCAAAGUCCCGCUCGCGAAGUGGGCGGCGGCGGGCGGAAAACGCGUUAUUUGCCCGCGCCGCAGGCUACCGGGCCUGAUAACGUGGUGGUUUUGUGGGUGAACGACGUGUUUCAGUGGCUUUAUAACGAUUUCGUUAUCGUUAACGAACUUUUGCAAGUGUGGAUUGCCGCUUUGAAUGAGUUUACCAAAAAGUCCGUUAGUGAGCAAGGUAUCGGAGUGGAACUGGUACGAAUUUUACCAGAAACCCAUCCGCCCACCGUGACCAACAUUUUCGCUGAAGCCGAUUCCAAAGACGAUGUGACAAUAACUUGCGAUUUGGACGCCACGCCCGCCUUCCAACUGAAAUCGUUCCGACAAAAGGGCGAAAAAGUCGACACUUCUCACUACAGGGUCGACUUGAACCGUUUCAGGGCUCGCAUGAACAUUUUUUGCGUUUCGGAAAAGUUGCAGGCUUCGAUAAAAUGCGACGGAUGGCCCGAAAUCAAAUUGGCCUUGGCUCCAGUCGGAAAUAUCAAGAACAAUUUGGACGAGACUCAGUUACAGGAAGUUAUCAGUGAAAUCGUCACGAAUGCUCUGAGAAAUGUCGAUGUCCAUUUGAAUCUCGCCCAGUAUCCCACUUGUCCCAGACUGAUACGACACGUGGAGACCUCUGGACGCACUCUACCUCUCCAUUAUGACAGCAUGCAAGGAAACGUGUAUGCGUCGACGCCAAAUCAAUUGUCGCCCCAAAACUUGAACCGGAGGUCGCAAGGCGAGAAACGACUUUUGGUGAAGGUGAUCAGGGCGGCUCAAUUGGGCGGGCAGAACGGCUGCGCGGAGCCGUUUUGCGUCGUCGAGAUGGACGAGCCGGCGCAGAAGAAUCAGACGUCUGUCAAACGAGGCGGCGAGUCGCCUUUUUGGGACGAACAUUUCUUAUUUGACUUAUCUCCUCACACAGCUGAGCUUCUUUUUGAAAUCUACGAUCACGCAGUAAAUCCUCAUAGAUUUUUGGGUUUGGGUAUUGUAGGAGUCGAAGAGCUACUCAUCAACCCAUCGCAAAGGCAAAUCAUCACUCUACAAAGUAGACCUUACGAAAGCGACCCGGUAACAGGAACUUUAACAGUUGAGUUGGCUUUUGACGAUGCGAGGGAUGCUAGCCCGGACGUGGCUUUUUACAUCUGUGGCGAUUUUAAUAGCCGAAUUGGCAGUAGUAAUACGCUGGAUGAGGAAGCUUUGAUGGGCUCGCGUCUCUUGCAUCCCCGUACAUCACUUUCGCAUAUACCCACAGUGUUUCGCAAAAGCUGGUCAUUGUCUAACUCCCUUUAUCCGAAUGGAAUACUCUAUACAUAUAUAUUAUUGAAUAUUCGGAUUCUGUUCUACGAAAUAGAAGAAUCAGAUAUUGAAUUAAUAGAUCCAAAUAAAGGAAUAUUUAUAAAGGAAAAAGAACAUUCGAGUGACAUCAAUUUAUCAAGACAAGAUGUUAUUAGGAAGUUUCAAUGUUACACUUGCAAUGCUACAUUUAAAACCAAAUCAAAUUUGAAACAUUAUUCAAUAACACAUUUGAAUAUUUGUCCUUUCGAAUCGACAUAUAUCAACACUCUUGGAUAUUUUCCUUUUAAAUGUGAUACUGGUAAGAAAAAAUUUAAAGGAAAAGGUGAUUUGAACGCACACAUAUUAACACACUCGGACGAGAAGAAUUUUAAAUGCAACAUUUGCAAAGCAGAAUUUAAAAGAAAAGGCAGUUUGAAGAGACACAAACUAACACACUUGGAUGAGAAGAAUUUUAAAUGCAACAUAUGCAAUGCAAAAUUUAAAGAAAAAUGUAAAUUAGCAAAAUUGAAACAAAAAGGUAAAUUGAAAAGUCACAUAUCAACAGACUUCGAUAGUUAUCUUUUUGAAUGUGACAUUUGCAAAGCAAAAUUCAAAGGAAAAGAUUGUUUGAAGAGACACAAACUAACACAUUAUGAUAUUUAUCUUUUUAAAUGUGACACAUGCAAUGCAAAAUUUGAACACAAACGUAGUUUGAAAAGCCACAUAUUAACACACUCGGAUGAGAAAAAUUUUGAAUGUAACAUUUGCAAUGGAAAAUUUAAAAGAGAAGGCGAUUUGAAGGAACACAUAUUGAUACACUUUAGAUAUUUAAUUUUUUUUGAAUGGGACAUUUGCAAAUCAAAAUUUAAACGGAAACGCGGUUUGAAGAUACACAAACUAACACAGUCGGGUAUUUAUCCAUUUGAAUGUGACACUUGCAAUGCAAAAUUUAAGCAAAAACAUAAUUUGAAAAGCCACAUAUUAACACAGAUUGGUUAG
Ceutorhynchus assimilis (cabbage seed weevil) is the source of this 2727-nucleotide messenger RNA. Lineage: Eukaryota; Metazoa; Arthropoda; Insecta; Coleoptera; Curculionidae. The record is from the annotation of a GenBank genome assembly.